This is a messenger RNA of Spizellomyces punctatus DAOM BR117, 1871 nucleotides long. RefSeq lists its product as uncharacterized. The transcript has a single exon. Gene Ontology annotation, molecular function: heme binding; oxidoreductase activity; molybdenum ion binding. The record is from RefSeq and is a predicted model, not a curated record. Gene Ontology annotation, cellular component: mitochondrion. The coding region runs from base 56 to 1768 and encodes 570 amino acids. Lineage: Eukaryota; Fungi; Chytridiomycota; Chytridiomycetes; Spizellomycetales; Spizellomycetaceae.
UAAAAAGGCCAGGUUCUGAGGCUUCGUAGCUUGGAUUUUAGCAGACCUUUUCGACAUGCUUUUACGAUAUACAAGACGGGCGCUCAAGUGUGCAUUGGAGGGUGUUCGGAGAGGGGCAGGAGGUGGAGGACCUGGCGUGCCAAUCAAACCUUUCUCAACAGGCCCGUGGAAGAACGUUCCUGGGUCUAAUGCCCCUCUCUUCCUUGGAAUCGGUGUAGCGAGCGCUUUGGGCGUAUGGUACGCCCCUAGUCUCUAUUCCGAUGGACCACUUGUUCUCAGGCGAGAUAUGGAUCGAAUGGUGGGGUUUCCAUUGGUUCAUGAGCCACAUCAGGUAGAUACCGAUGAUAGAAAUCUUGGCCGCAAAGAACGACGAGUGUACACAAGAGAGCAAGUGUCUCAACAUACAUCAAAAGAAACUGGUAUAUGGGUGAUACACGAACAAGGCGUAUACGACAUUACAGAGUUUGUAGCCGUCCAUCCUGGAGGUGAUAAGAUCCUCAUGGCAGCCGGCCGCUCCAUUGACCCUUUUUGGGCGGUCUUUGCUAUUCACAAGACAAAAGAGACUCGAGAGUUACUGGAACAGUUCCGAAUUGGAGAUUUGAGAGACGUACCCGGGCAGGAAGUGACAGAUGACGGGGAAGCAUUGAAGGGGUUGUUUGCGAAUGAGCCGGUGAGGGAUCCAGCGUUGGUGGUGAGAUCCGAGUUUCCAUGUAAUGCCGAAACCCCAAUCACGGCACUCGACCAGCAAACGACCCCUAAUCCAAAAUUCUUUGUACGGAACCAUUUACCUGUACCUGACAUCAAGAGUGGUGCGUACCGGCUCACAGUUGACGGGCCCAGCGGAUCACUGUCGCUUAGUCUACCGGAUCUGAAAGAAAAGUUUGAAAAGGUUUCAGUGGCAGUGACGCUUCAAUGCGCCGGAAACAGGCGCAAGGAGAUGCACGAGGUCAAGCCUGUUAACGGCCUCCAGUGGGAGCAAGGAGCCAUCGGUACAGCAGUAUGGAGUGGUGUUCGACUACGAGAUGUAUUGAAAGAGAUGGGAUAUGCACCCUCUGAGGAAAUCAAACAUGUUCAAUUUCACGGAGCAGAGGGUUACGGUGCCUCAAUACCGAUUGACAAAGCCGUAUCCGCGACCGGAGACGUGAUUUUAGCGUACGAGAUGAACGGGGAGGACUUACCGGUUGAUCACGGGGCGCCGUUGCGGGUGGUUGUGCCUGGACACGUUGCUGCGCGGUCUGUCAAAUGGGUAGACAGGAUUUCGUUGAGCGACGAAGAGAGUGAAUCACAUUGGCAGAGGAAGGAUUACAAGGGAUUUAGUCCGUCGAAAAAUAAUGUGUCAGAAGAAGACUAUGAAAAGGCAACGUCGAUCCAAGAACUGCCUGUGCAGAGCGCAAUUGUCUCACCAGCAAAGAACGAGGUGGUGGAUGCCUCGUCAUCUGUCGUUCCUGUGACGGGGUACGCCGUUAGUGGCGGAGGACGCGGUAUCGUCCGCGUGGACGUCUCUGGAGAUGGUGGCCGAACCUGGACAGAUGCAACCCUCCAUCGCCCUAAUCAGUCUCCAUCCGCAUCAUGGGCGUGGACAAUCUGGGAAGCCCGCGUCCCCGUUCCAAAAAAGGGAGAUAAAAUGGAGAUUGUGUGUAAAGCCAUCGACGAGAGCUAUAAUUCUCAACCGGAGGGUAUGCAGGGGAUAUGGAAUGUGAGGGGUGUGCUCGUGAAUGCUUGGCAUAAAGUUGCUAUCAAAAUACACCGGAAAGAAACUGAUGAGUAGGGAGGUAGUAGAGCAGUGGAGCUCUGACUAGAAAAUGCUUUUGCAUCUUUGUACAUUUGCUUUUGUCUAUGAAUAAAUUCCGUAUAGUAUCUGUACUUUAUUG